UCGGGCGCCCUGGACGUGCCCAAGGCGGAGAUGCUGGCGGGCAAGGGCGAGGCGGGCGCCGCGGCGGCCGAGCUCGACGAGAAGGAGAAGGCGGCCGAGGAGAAGAAGGCGGAGGGCGCCAAGGAGGGCGAGGGCGCCAAGGAGGGCGAGAAGAAGAACGGCAAGUACGAGAAGCCGCCGUUCAGCUACAACGCGCUCAUCAUGAUGGCCAUCCGGCAGAGCCCCGAGAAGCGCCUCACACUCAACGGCAUCUACGAGUUCAUCAUGAAGAACUUCCCCUACUACCGGGAGAACAAGCAGGGCUGGCAGAACUCCAUCCGCCACAACCUCUCGCUCAAUAAGUGCUUCGUCAAGGUGCCCCGCCACUACGACGACCCGGGCAAGGGCAACUACUGGAUGCUGGACCCGUCCAGCGACGACGUCUUCAUCGGCGGCACCACGGGCAAGCUGCGCCGCCGCUCCACGACGUCGAGGGCCAAGCUGGCUUUCAAGCGCGGCGCCCGCCUCACCUCCACCGGCCUCACGUUCAUGGACAGGGCGGGAUCCCUGUACUGGCCCAUGUCUCCCUUCCUCUCCCUGCACCACCCGCGGGCCAGCAGCACUUUGAGUUACAACGGGACCACGUCUGCCUACCCCAGCCACCCCAUGCCCUACAGCUCGGUGUUGACUCAGAACUCCUUGGGGAACAACCACUCCUUUUCCACGUCUAAUGGGUUAAGUGUUGAUAGACUAGUCAAUGGAGAGAUACCUUAUGCCACUCAUCACCUCACAGCAGCCGCUCUGGCCGCCUCGGUGCCGUGUGGCCUGUCAGUUCCUUGCUCCGGCACCUAUUCCCUAAAUCCCUGCUCUGUAAACCUCCUGGCAGGACAGACGAGUUACUUUUUCCCCCACGUCCCUCACCCUUCAAUGACUUCUCAAAGCAGCACUUCAAUGACGGCCAGGGCAGCCUCCUCGUCCACGUCGCCGCAGGCGCCCUCCACUCUCCCCUGUGAGUCCCUAAGACCUUCCCUGCCAAGUUUCACAACGGGACUUUCCGGAGGACUUUCUGAUUAUUUCACACAUCAAAAUCAGGGGUCUUCUUCAAACCCUUUAAUACAUUAACAUCCAUGGGAUCAGACUGUAAGUGAACAUUUUACACACAUUUGCAUUGUAAAUGAUAAUUAAAAGGAGAAAAAAAAGAAAAAGCAAAACAAAAAAAAAGUCCAGGUAUUUUUUAUUAAGUCCCCCAUUUUCUGUACGUUUGUUCAGUCUUUAGGGUUGUUUAUUAUUCCACCAAGGUGAGGAGUGUCAGCAAGGUGCAAUGUGGGGAGAUUACAUUGUAGACUAUGAAGUUUGGAAGUCAAAAUUAUAGUAGAAUGUGUAUCUAAAUAGUGACUGCUUUUGCAAGUUUUAUUCAAAUAUGAUAAGUCCAUCACUUAAAGCCGCCAGAUUCUCCAUGUUUGCAGUAUUAUAAGUUAUCAUGGAUAUGUCGGUGGGUGCAGAUCUUGAAAAGAAACCACUAAAUUUAUGAAAAGCAUUAAAAACUUAAAAUGUAAUUUGUAUUUAAGAAGAAGUAAUAGUAAAAAAAAAAAGAGUGCCCAAGAACUAUGUUUUGGCCAUUUAUUAUUUUGUCCUUCUCUUUAAUUAACUGCUUUCCUGGGUUUCUUUUUCUUUCUUUCUUUCAUUUUUUUUUAAAUUUGUUUGUUGGUUUGUUUACUUUUUUUAGACCAAAGAUUGGGUUUUAGAAAAUGCACUCAGUGUACGAAGUAAUUUAAGAACAGCAACAUUAUUUCAGUUUGCAGCACUGCCCGUUCAAAUGAAUCAGAAGGGGACAAAAUUAAUGAUUGCCUUCAGUUUGUGUUGUGUAUAUUUUGAUGUAUGUGGUCACUAACAGGUCACCUUUAUUUUUUUUCUAAAUGUAGUGAAAUGUUAAUACCUAUUGUACUUAUAGGUAAACCUUGCAAAUAUGUAACCUGUGUUGCGCAGAUGCCGCAUAAAUUUGAGUGAUUGUUAAUGUCGUCUUAAAAUUUCUUGAUUGUGAUACUGUGGUCAUAUGCCCGUGUUUGUCACUUACAAAAAUGUUUACUAUGGACACACAGAAAUAAAAAAAUAGGCUAAAUUCAUAUAUA
Molecule: messenger RNA, 2108 nt
Organism: Tinamus guttatus (white-throated tinamou)
Lineage: Eukaryota; Metazoa; Chordata; Aves; Tinamiformes; Tinamidae
Gene: FOXG1
Product: forkhead box G1
Biological process (GO): regulation of transcription by RNA polymerase II
Cellular component (GO): nucleus
Molecular function (GO): DNA-binding transcription factor activity; sequence-specific double-stranded DNA binding
Source: RefSeq, a predicted model, not a curated record